Copidosoma floridanum is the source of this 1414-nucleotide messenger RNA. RefSeq names its product enolase. Gene Ontology annotation, cellular component: phosphopyruvate hydratase complex. Gene Ontology annotation, biological process: glycolytic process. Gene Ontology annotation, molecular function: phosphopyruvate hydratase activity; magnesium ion binding. Lineage: Eukaryota; Metazoa; Arthropoda; Insecta; Hymenoptera; Encyrtidae. The record is from RefSeq and is a predicted model, not a curated record.
ACAUUGGUGUAUAUAUAUACGAAAUGUCGAUCCGUAAGCUGAAGGCCCGUCAGAUCCUGGACGCGCGGGGCGUGCCGACGGUCGAGGUAGAUCUCGUGACGGAGAUCGGUUUGCUGCGCAGUAGUGUGCCCAGCGCCGUCUUUCCCUGCGAGAACGAGGCCAAGGAAGUUCGGGACGGCGACGAGGCCGCGUACGGCGGACGCUCGGUUUUCAAAGUCGUGGAAACGAUAAACAACGUGAUCGCCCCCGAGCUGUUAAAGUCAAAGUUGUGCGUGAACCAGCAGCGGGAGAUCGACUUGCUCCUUCAAAACCUCGACGGGACGCCCGACAAGUCGAAGCUCGGGGUGAACGCGAUCCUCGGGGUGUCCAUGGCCUGCUGCAAGGCCUCGGCGGCCAAGAGGGGCCUGCCCCUCUACAGGUACAUAGCGAGCCUGUGCGAUAACAACGAGGUGUGCGUGCCAGUGCCGGUGUUCAACGUAACGAGCGGGGGACGCGCCGCGGGAAACAACCUCGUCUACCAGGAAUUUCUCAUUUUACCCACCGGCGCCCAGAGCUUCGCCGAGGCCAUGAGGAUGGGCACGGAGGUGUAUCGCGCGCUCGAGCGCCAGCUCGCGGAGAUGCAGGAGCUUAAGGUACCCCUUGGUAUCGUGGACACCGGUGGCUUUGCCCCCGAGUUGGAGGACGACGCGGAGGCCCUCGUGACGAUAGACGCGGCCAUCAGCAGCGCCGGCUACGACGGCAAAGUCUCGAUCGGGAUAAACCCCUGCGCCACGGCUUUUUGCAAAGACGGUAUGUACGACAUGGAGUUCAAGACGGACGAGUCCGACCCGGAGGACUACCUGGAGCCGGACGCCCUGAGGGAGCAGUACGCGGAGCUGGUGGGCCAGGUGCCGGCUCUGGUCUCGAUCGAGGAUCCCUUCGACCAGGAGGACUGGGACAGUUGGGCGGGGCUGGUCAGCCAGGCACCGGAGCUGCAGGUAGUCGCGGGCGAGCUCGUCGCCACGAACCCCGAGAGGCUGGAGGAGGCCGUCGAGAGGCAAGCGGCCAACUGCCUGCUCGUCAAGCUCGGCCAAGUUGGCACGGUCACCGGGGCUAUUGACUGCGUCAAGGCGGCUCGGGCAGCCGGCUGGGGCGUCGCCGUCAGCGCGGGUCAGGGGGAGACCGAGGACACCUUCGCGGCGGACUUUGCGGUGGGCGUCUCGGCCGUCCAGUUCAAAGCCGGGGCGCCCUGCCGUAGCGAGGCAGUCGCCAAGUACAACCAGAUCCUGAGGAUCGAGGAGGAACUCGGACAGCAGGCCUGUUACGUCGGCGACAAGUUCCGCGGCCCCUUCGCCGCUGCGUAGUGCCCUCGAAUUAUUAUCAUCAUGGUACAGGCAUUUAACCGCGCAAUAUAUACUCCUGGUACUUUGGAUUG